Messenger RNA from Symbiodinium pilosum, 1368 nucleotides. The record is from the annotation of a GenBank genome assembly. Lineage: Eukaryota; Dinophyceae; Suessiales; Symbiodiniaceae.
AUGGAGUAUGAUGACAGUGCAGCCUUCAUCUUGGCUGAGCUUGACUUUGACAAAGCAGCUUGUAUCUUUGGGCACUUGGAGGCCAGCGAUGCUGCUGGCAUUGCAGCGGAAAUGGAAUUUGAAACCUCGGCAGGCAUACUGCAGGAGAUGGAAUUUGACGCUGCGUCCAAUAUCUUGGCCCGGAUGGAUCCCGCUGUUGCAGCUGGAUCUGUAUCCCUGAUGGAAGCAGAGACUGCAGCACACAUAUUGGCAGCCUCGCAGUCGUAUGCCAAAUCAGCUGAGAUCACUGGUCAUUUGACGGAAGAAUGUACAGCCGAAAUCUUGGCCGAGAUGGAAGCAGAGGUGGCUGCUGGUAUCGUUGCUGACCUAGACUACGACUUUUCUGCCGCAGCGCUUGCCUUGAUGGAAGCCGAGCAUGCUGGAGGUAUCAUGGAGGCUGCAGAAGUUGACGAUGUAGCUGGCAUAGUUGGGGAGAUGGAGUAUGAGAACGCGGCUUCGGUUAUAUCUCAUGUGGACUCUUCAACCGCGGCAACGGUCCUGCCACAAUUAGAGCAUGAAGAAGCAUCAAAGAUCAUUGCAGAAAUGGAUGCGGAUGCAGCAGCAGCAGUGGUUUCGGACAUGGAGUAUACGGACUCCGCUGGCAUCAUCUCCUGCAUGGACGCUGAAAGUGCUGCACAGGUCGUGAGCCAGAUGGACUAUGAUGCAGCUGCAGGCCUGCUAGCCGAGGCCGAUGCUGGCACAUCCGCCGGCAUUCUGCCAGAGCUGGACAUGGGAGAUGCUACAGGAAUCGUCUCCGAGAUGGAGGCUCAGGAGGCUGCUGCAAUCCUGGCUGCUGCAGAUGAAGACACAGUUCUUGAAAUCGUGGCUGCGAUGGAAUAUGACUAUGCUGCUGCCGCUCUUGCUGAAAUGGAGUUUGAUGGAGCCUCAAAUCUCCUUACACAAAUGGAGGCUGGCGAGGCAGCCUACAUAGUAGCAUCGCUGGACCAUGAAACGGCUGCCAACAUCUUGACAGCUGCGCAGUCACAUUCAAAGGCAGCUGCAAUCAUCAGCGAGAUGGAGGUAUCUGAUGCAUGCAAGGUAUGCAUGCAGAUGGAGGCUCCAGCUGCUGCUGGUAUUCUUGCAGAGCUUGAAUAUGAUGCUGCCAGCGACAUUCUGGGCAAGAUGCGUAUGUCGGAAGCCGCUGCGGUCUUGGCGGGUCUGGAGUACACGGAUGCUGCCGGUGUGGUCGAGCAUAUGGAACAAGCGAAAGCGCUGCCUUUACUCAGGGCUGCUGAAGUCGACAGUGACAGCAUCCUCAAGGAGCUUUCUGAUCAGAAGGCUGCAGAAAACUUCAGAUCCAAGCUGGCCAAGCGAUUGCGGAAGGACUAG